AUGGCCCCUGUGCUUAGUGGUCAUCCUCAAGUCAUGGCAAUGCUGGUUCUGCUCCUGUCCAUGCUCAGUUUGGCUGCUGGUGGGAGGCUGCUGGUGGUGCCAGUGGAUGGGAGUCGUUGGCUCAGCAUGCGGGAAGUGUUGGAUGCUCUGAGGCAGAAGGGACAUGAAAUAGUUGUUGUUGCACCUGAAGCCAGUUUACAAAUAAAGCCAACAAAGAAUUUUAUUAUGAAGAUGUACCCAGUCCCUUUCACGCAAGAAGAGAUGGACGGAAAUUUCCAAGCAUUUUCACAGGAUGUAUUUGGAGAAGGAUCUUUUCUGGAAAGAGUUGUUAGAUUCUAUCAACGGUCAAAAAAAACCUCUGCCAUGCUCCUGUCUACCUGCACACACUUACUGUACAACAAAGAGCUUGUCAGGUAUCUUGAGGAGAGCAAGUUUGAUGCUGUCCUUACAGACCCUGUAAUACCUUGUGGGCAGAUACUGGCUGAGCAUCUUUCAGUUCCUACUGUGUUUCUCUUGCAGCAAAUACCAUGUGGUUUAGAAUUUGAAGCCACUCAGUGUCCCAAUCCCCCUUCUUAUGUCCCCAGAAUAUUUUCAGAGAAUACAGACCACAUGAACUUUUUCCAGCGGGUGAAGAAUCUGAUCUUUGUCAUCCCAAAUUCUCUUCUCUGUGAGUUUCUUUUUCAACCAUACACAAAACUGGCUUCUGAAUUCCUCCAGUGGGAUGUCACUGUGCUGGAUCUCUUACGCAAGGCCUCCAUUUGGCUUCUGCGAUUAGACUUUGUGUUCCACUAUCCCAGACCAUUGAUGCCCAACAUGGUGAUAAUUGGAGGAGUAAACUGCGCUCACAGGAAGCUAAAUCAG
Leptosomus discolor (cuckoo roller) is the source of this 861-nucleotide messenger RNA. Its product is annotated as UDP-glucuronosyltransferase 1A1-like. The record is from RefSeq and is a predicted model, not a curated record. Lineage: Eukaryota; Metazoa; Chordata; Aves; Leptosomiformes; Leptosomidae. Gene Ontology annotation, molecular function: UDP-glycosyltransferase activity.